Messenger RNA from Drosophila obscura, 1409 nucleotides. RefSeq names its product post-GPI attachment to proteins factor 2 (gene PGAP2). NCBI's taxonomy places the organism in Eukaryota, Metazoa, Arthropoda, Insecta, Diptera, Drosophilidae. Gene Ontology annotation, cellular component: Golgi membrane; endoplasmic reticulum membrane. The transcript is spliced from 2 exons. The record is from RefSeq and is a predicted model, not a curated record. Gene Ontology annotation, biological process: GPI anchor biosynthetic process. The coding region runs from base 140 to 907 and encodes 255 amino acids.
CUAUUCUUAUCGAUCAAUUUGUUUACCAAUCUUGCAAUGUUUACAACGUAGGCAUUUGCUUAAUAAUAGUUCAAUAGGGCUGAUUGCAAAAAAGUAUGUGAACCGCGCCCUGCCAUAAUCUGACCACCGCCUCCCCGCCAUGUUGCCCACGUACGAGCGCCUGAACGACCCCAAAAACGUUUUCUUCCGACUGCCCUUUGCAAAAUUGGCUCUCGCUGCCUUGAGCCUGCCCCUUGGUGGAUUCUUCUUCUGCGUGGUAUGGUCGUUGCUUUUCGACUUUGUGCGCUCCACCUACACGCACUGUGACGUGGUCAACUACCUGCCGUCGGUGUCGGCUGCCAUAGGUAACUAUGAGCCACAGAAGACGAUAUGGAGGUUGGCCAUAUUCCUGCACCUGCCCCUGAGGUUGGCGGUGGCCAAAAUGUAUCUGGAGUACUACAAGGAGCACAUCAGGCGUAGCCGACGACUGCUCGGCAUCCUGGCCUGCUUCCUCAACGUAGUGGAAGAUCUUGCCCUGUUCUGCCUGUCAUUCUGGACAUCCGCAGACAGCUAUGAAACGCACCGCAACGCGUUUGUGGUGUUCAUUGCGUGCAGCGAGUGCUACAUGCUGAUCUCGUACCUCCUCAACAGGAAUGCGCGCAAGGUGGUGCUGCUGCCGCACGAGGAGAAGUCGCUGCGCUACAAGCGCAACCUCUUCCUUGUUAAUGUGCUGGCCUUUGGGCUCGCCGGAUACUGCUUUGUCCGGCACAACGCCCGCUGCGAAGCAGGGGUCUACACCUUCUUCGCCCUCUUCGAGUACAUUGUUGUACUCACUAACAUGGGAUUCCAUAUGACCUCCUACUGGGACUUCUAUGCGCUCAACGUUGUCUGCGACGCCAAGCACGGGCUCUACCUAACCCAAUUCUAGAUAGCGAUAGCAUAUAGCCUAGCCCCUGUACCACAUUCACGUCCGACCAGCCACUCUCGAGUAUUCUGUACAUACGCGGUAUUAGCUUAAGCUCAAAGUUUACUUAAUUUUACCAAAGGAAUUUAGUUUCGUACCUCCGAUUUUCGCUCCGAUUUUCGUUCCGAUGCUCUAAACGGCCUAAGAUCAGUCAUGAGAUCAUUGCAUUGCACUAAUAAUUUAUACACAUAUUUUUGUAUUUAGAUGGCUUUAAGGCGGCUGGCUCGACCAGCAUCGGAUGGUUCUAUUAGAGACAUAAGCUUACACAUGUCCGCAUCGGGUGGUUUUAUAUUUUACAUUUAAGCAUAUUCCUCAGAGGUUUUACAUCGAAAUUUAGCUCAAUUCUAUGUCUAUAUGUGUGCAUGUCAAACUUUUUCUAUUGAAUUUCUAUUGGAUUGUGUUGAAACCGAAACAUUUACAAAUAAUUAACCCAGUUGGCUUUGAACUCAAUUGGGUUUGGCACUUC